Messenger RNA from Colletotrichum lupini, 213 nucleotides. RefSeq lists its product as uncharacterized. NCBI's taxonomy places the organism in Eukaryota, Fungi, Ascomycota, Sordariomycetes, Glomerellales, Glomerellaceae. Bases 1 to 213 code for a protein of 70 amino acids. The transcript has 2 exons. The record is from RefSeq and is a predicted model, not a curated record.
AUGAUCUGCAUCAAGCCCGACGCUGAAGCCAGAGUCCUUGAACCUCAUCCUUGGGGUGGGCAGUAUGCCAAGGCAUUGGAGAGGCUCAGCCUCAGUGUCAAACCCGACCAUGGUGCGGUUCUUUGGACUCCUCACACCAUAACCACAACAACCCCUGGCAUCUUGCCUGUCAGUGUUCUGGAAGCCGUGGCCAUCGACCUUGACCUGAGGUAG